AGUUCAGUGCUUGACAAAGGUGGAACGGCCGCACCGGACCCCUGGCGGUGCCUCCACAAGCCUCUGUUCAGCUGAUUGGCAGGCGGGGAGGGGGAAGGAAAAGUAGAACAAGAAGAAGAAAGGGAAUAAGGGAAGCUUGCUGGUGUGUGCCAGCUCUCCGGCCAGGCGGGAGAUCUGAGGCAGAGUGGCCCGGCACUUCUGGAGAUGAGGACCGGUACUGGAUGAUCCCGAAUCAGGUCCCGCAGGUGCUGCUAUGGACCACUUCUGGGCCUCCCUGGCAGAGGCCGUGACCCGACUAGCACCCCACACCGACACCGGAGGCUCCUUCAAGGACUUGAAUGUGGUGGCUAUGCUGCAUCGCUUCUGGGAGGAGAAACAAGUGCAGGAUGGUGUGACACAAACAGACAGCCUAGUGGUGUAUGAGUCAGCACCCUUCCCUGGCCCCCCUUACGUCUGCUACGUGACCCUCCCGGGAGGCAGCUGCUUCGGCAAUCUCCAGUGCUGCUACACGAAGGCGGAGGCCAGGAGGGACGCGGCCCGCAUCGCCCUGAUGAACUCCGUCUUCAACGAGUUGCCCUCGCGUCGCAUCACCCCGGAGUUCAUCUCGCGGAGCCUGGAGGAGGCCGUGGCUGGGGCCGGAGGUGAAAUUGGCGAAGCUUCAGAUCCAAGCACUAGUUUAGGGGCCUAUUGCCUAAUGCUGGAGGCUAACAUGGGCAAAACCUUGCUAGAGUUUCAGGAGAUAAUGACCGUAUUUCAGCUGCUGUACUGGAACGGGACCCUGAAGGCUCUCCGAGAGAGGAGAUGUUCCCGCCAGGAGGUGAUUACCCACUUCUCCCAACGGCGCCUGGAUGAGCGUAUGCGCAGUCACAUGGUGCUGGACUGGCUGCUCCGGGAGCAGAAGAACCCUGGGCUGCUCUCUGCCGAGCUGAACCGGGCCCAAAGAGAACUGGGCUCGGCCCGGCGGGCCGGACAGGAGCUGCGUUUUCACAAGGAGAAGACGGAGAUCCUAGGGCUCGCCCUGGAACAGGCCUGCGGAGCUGUGGGACCAUCAGGAAGGGAGCUCCAGUGGACCCACACCGCCCCCGGCCAGGCUGAUGGCCCAGGAGAAGAGCAGAGCAUGGAAAGGGAUCAGUGCGCUGAGGAUUUAAAUAUAUAUGUACAAAGACAGGUGUCAUGUGACUACCCACAGAAGGGGCCAUCCACUUUGUGAACACAGCCAGUUCGUACUUCCUGAACCUUUAAGGCCUGGAAUAAGGUGGACAUGGCAGAAGAAUUUUUCUAAACAAUCUUUGCUUGCUACAGGGCCUCUCCAGCAUGAAAUUACUCUGGUUCAAAUAGAUGGUGCCUCUCUAUGAUGUGAACCUCCAGGUAUAGAUCGGAUCUGUCACACUUGAUCUAUAAACCGAGUCCAGAUUCUGUUGUGCGUCUUGCCAGAAGAUAAUCUCCAUUCUCCUCUGUCUUUCUGGAACAUGCUUCAUCAUUCAGACAGAAAACUGCAGCUGACACAUUCUGAUCAUAUCCACAUGGUUUACCUUCUAUGACAUUCAGCGGAACUCAAGGGAAAAACGACUUUCAUAUAAUGUAGAUGAGCAGAAAGAUGAUUAAAAAAAAUAUUAAGAAUUUAUAUCCUGGGUGUUAACACUUAAGUAAAUGUGAAGGAUUUUUUAAUACAAAUUAGUAAACUAAGGAUUUAAUGUGUAAAUUCGUUUUUCAUUGCAUGUUAAUACACAUAAACAUUUCCUUUUGUAGUUAUUGAUGUCUUAGCUACUUUCAUUUAACAGUAAUGUGGGCAGUUGGUCCUUAUAUUGAUGUUUAUGUCUUAUGUCUUUAUAUUAAUGUCUAACCACAGACUUUAGUUUACUCAGAAACACCUUAACCAGUUUUUUUUUAUAUAUAGUUUACUGAGUUACACAAAUGAUGCAAAUUAAAACAACAGAUCUUUGAAAGCAGAUCUCAGGACUUCCUUAGAAUCAGGACAUGAGAGAAUACUUCACAAAUGGACAUG
Molecule: messenger RNA, 2005 nt
Organism: Brienomyrus brachyistius
Lineage: Eukaryota; Metazoa; Chordata; Actinopteri; Osteoglossiformes; Mormyridae
Gene: lix1
Product: limb and CNS expressed 1
Exons: 6
Coding region: 254-1210 (318 amino acids)
Biological process (GO): autophagosome maturation
Cellular component (GO): cytoplasm
Source: RefSeq, a predicted model, not a curated record